This is a messenger RNA of Seriola aureovittata, 1416 nucleotides long. Its product is annotated as zinc finger protein 470-like. Gene Ontology annotation, biological process: regulation of transcription by RNA polymerase II. The transcript has 2 exons. The record is from RefSeq and is a predicted model, not a curated record. NCBI's taxonomy places the organism in Eukaryota, Metazoa, Chordata, Actinopteri, Carangiformes, Carangidae. Bases 303 to 1283 code for a protein of 326 amino acids. Gene Ontology annotation, molecular function: DNA-binding transcription factor activity, RNA polymerase II-specific; RNA polymerase II cis-regulatory region sequence-specific DNA binding.
CUAGUAACCAAGCUGUCAGUGCUUGUUGAUGAAAAGCUCUCUGACGCUACAGGAAGUAGACUGUGUCUGAGCUGACGUCAUCUUUGUAUUCUCCGCCCCUGCAGUCAGCAGCAGGUCACGUUGACCAUCAGGUCAGAUCACACCAGCUGGUAAAACAACCCACCUCUGUGACUCUGCGGUGCAGUGUAGUCUCCCGCCCAGCAGGUGGCGUCCCUGUGAGACUGACGGGACGCGGACGCCGGCGUCCUUGUGUUUCCAGGUUAGUGGAUGUAAACAGGAGGACGUUCCCCUGUGGAGACAACAUGAGCAGACUCGAGCUGCUGAACGUGUUUCUCAACGACAGGCUGACGGCGGCCGCUGAGGAGAUUUUCCGCGCCGUGAAAGACGCGGUGGUGGAGUACCAGAGUGAGAUCCUACGCUCCAAGCAGGAGAACGAGCGGCUCAAGCGGCUCCUCAACGUAGCCGUGCAGCGUCUGCUGCUGCAGCCAGAGCUUCACUCUGUCCAGCCCAGAGAGGAUGGCCAGUCCUGUGAGUCUGAGUGGAGAGGCAGUGUGGAGCUGCUACCUCAAGUUAAAGAAGAACCAAAACUCACAAACCUUCAGACUGAGUGUUCACAUGAAGGACGAGACUCAGAGGAAGGAAACUGUAGUCAUGUGGAGCCAGAUCAAAGGUCACAUCCUCCACCAGCCAAGACUGUGUGCAGCAGACUGAGCGUCUCCCCACCUCCACUCACGUCCCAGGAGAUUAAGGCAGAGAGCGGCAGAGAGGAUGACAGCUCAGCAUCCUCUCUGUAUGUUCAUUCACACUGUAGAGCAGCUCACAGUGAUUCUGGUGCCAGUCCUGCAAAGACUCACAGGACUCAGAAACCAGACCAGCAGAUGAAAGGGCUGAUCCGCUCAAACGGAAAACCGAGCGCACACAUACUGCAGAUCAAGAACGUGAGAUCCCUGAAGCCGCCACUGCCUCGGUCCACUCACCCGAGCCAGAGCAUCCAGAGGUGGCACAGCUGUAAGGAGUGCGGGAAGGGCUUCAGCUUCGCCUGCCAGCUUGAGGUCCACAUGCGCUGGCACACCAAGGAGAAGCCGUACAGCUGCACAGUGUGCAGGAAGAGCUUCACCACUGUCAGCAUGCUCAAGAGGCACCACCGCAUCCACACCGGGGAGAAGCCCUUCCGCUGCCACGUCUGUGGGAAAUGUUUCAACCAGUCAGCUCACCUCAACACCCACUUCAGGCUCCACACCAGAGAGAGGGCCGUCUGGAGCCGAGCGCCACACUGCAAGUGAACGACAGCCUUCAGACUAACAGGAAGUUCAUCUGUCAACUGUGAAACGCUUGAGAUGUCAGGUUCAGACUGUACAAUAAUGGUGUUUGAUUGUGUGUCUUAUUGUUGUGCAAUAAAGCGCAGUAUAUGAGUCA